GAUAAACGUUUUCUUCGAUAGGAUUUUAGUAUAAAAGCCUGCUCGAACAUUCAGUAAGUAUCACAUUGUAUUAUUUGAUCUAUACAAUGAGGUACUUAUUUGUCCUGUUAGCUCUUGUGGCUUUUGCAGCCUGUGACAGCAGCAAACAACGUGCUGCUGACCAGGAGCUCCUAAAAAAACAACAAGAUUGCAUCCAACUCCUGCAAAAGAUCACACAAGACAUACCAAACCCACAGCUUCAGAACCUUGGCGAAACAUAUGAGAUUGAAAGCAAUGCUCAUUAUUACGACAAUCCCAUCAUAGUGAAAUACUAUGCUGGUGUUGUAAGAGCUGGCCUGGUUCAACCUAAGGGUACCGUGUACAGCAACUCCAUCAGCCAACUGCGCAAAGAAGUUGCCCUCCUGUACAGGAUCUUGUUAGGUGCCAAGGACUACCCUACCUUCCUGAAGACUGCUGCGUGGGCUCGUGUUCGUGUCAACGAAGGACAAUUCGUCAAGGCUGUUGCUGCUGCUGUCCUGACCCGUAAAGACACACAGGGUGUUAUCCUUCCUCCAACUUACGAAAUCUUGCCCCAAUACCACUUGGACGCUAGAAUUAUCCAGGAUGCUCAAGACGUUGGCUAUCAACAAGCAAUUCAACAGAACAUCCAAAACAUCCUGAUCCCAGUCAACUGCUCUGCAACUUUGUCCCACGAUGAACAACAGCUUUCUUACUUCACCCAGGAUGUUGGUCUUGCUUCAUACUACAACUAUGUCAACCUUGCUUCCUACAUUUUGGAUAGUGAAGAACAACAACAACAGCAACAACAACAACAGCAACAACAGCCCUUGGGUCAAGAACAGUACCAACAACAGAUUGUAGGAAAAUACUUACAACAAGGAGCACAGGACCAACAAAACACCAUCGGCCAUGGAGCCCAAUUCUUGUAUCUCCACCAACAACUCUUGGCACAUUACGAACUUAACCGUCUCUCCAACGGACUUGGCCCCAUCCCAUACACUGACUGGACCAAUGUAAAAGCUCUCUACCAACCUCAUCUCCGCAACCUCAACGGACUUGAAUUCCCAGGCCGCCCAGACAAUCUUCAACUCAAACCACAAAAGUACAAUCUGAUCAAGUCUGUCAUGACUUUGGAACAAAGAUUGAUGGAAGCCAUCGACUCUGGCCAUGUUAUCACCCCACAAGGCAUCUUCCUUUCUCUUUACCAACCCCAGGGUAUGAACAUCCUUGGUGACCUGAUCGAAGGUUGCGGCAGAAGCGUCAACCCAAGGUACUACGGAAGUUUCCAAGCUGUAGCUCGCAAACUUCUUGGCAAUGCCCCUGAAGUCGAAAACGUAUGGGACUACACUCCAUCUGCUCUUGAACUUGGACAAACCGCUGUUCACGACCCAGCCUUCUACCAACUGUACAAGAAAGUUAUGAGACUCUACAAACAAUACCAACAAUCUCUGCCUCCUUACCAAUCCAACGACCUUAUCCUCCCCGGUGUUACCAUCCAGAACGUUGAUGUUAGCCAACUGAUCACCCUCUUCACCAACUACUUCAUCGACCUCGACGCCGUUACCGUUCAACGACCUGACCAAACCAUGCAACAACAACAAGAAAAUGUACAACAACACGUCAAGGCACACCUCAAGAGGUUGGACCAUCAUCCCUUCCAAUACCAAGUCAUCGUUCACAGCGAACAACAAAUCCCCAACGCAGUUGUCCGUGUCUACCUUGGACCGAAACACGACUACAAGGGUCGCCCAAUCAGCAUCUCCCAGAAAAGGCAUCUCUUCGUCGAACUCGACCAAUUCUACCACAACCUCCACCCCGGCCAGAACAUCAUCAUUAGGAACUCUCAACAAGCUCCAGGACAGAGCGCCGACUGGCCAUCAGUAUCCCAGAUCCAACAAGGUGUCAACGAUGCUAUCCGCUCUCAAGAGCCAUUCUACGUUACUCAGCCACACCAGAUCUUCAGCUUCCCUGCUAGGUUGAGUCUCCCCAAGGGACAACAACAAGGUUUCCCUAUGCAAUUCGUCGUUGUGAUCACCAGCUCCGGCCCACUUAACGUUCCGUUCGGUCCAGUCAUCCCAGACCAAGCUCUGACCUUCCAAGAACAACAAUUCCAGAUCGUCAACCCUGAACAAUACCAACAACUGAAACAACAGAGCCUCUCUCAAGUGACCGGUGGAAUCCAACAGAACGUGGAAGUCUUCAACGAAAACUUGGUCAACGCUCAACAACAAAUUGAAGCCGUAAGGACCCACUACGCUAAUGUCUACACCAAAUACCACGGACAGUAUCCCUACACCCAGAUCCAGAACCCAGUCGGCGAAGGACAAGACAUGACCUGGAUCAAGAAUGUUGCCGGAGUAAGUGGCGGCGCAGCAGCAUCCACUCAAGGAUUAGGAUUAUCUGGACAGUUAGUCUCUGGACAGAUCCAACCGCAAAUGCAACAACAAUACCUGGGUCAAACCCAAGGCCACUUCAGACAACAACGCAUGACCUGGGGAUCCGGUUUCUCAACUGGUGCCCAAGGUUUACAAGGUGCACAACAGGUUGGACAAGGUCCCGAAGUAGUCGUAGGUGCUCUGCCAAACGUACCAAUUGGUCAACAUAGCGAAGCAGGUCAACACAGCGUACAAGGUCAUCAUAACCAACAAGGAGAUCAACAAAGCGUAACAGGUGGUUCACAUAGAGUACGAGGUGGUCAAGGUGUCCAAUAUGGUGUACCUCUCCAAGGUGGUCAAGGAAUCCAAGGCAUGAAUGUUGGUCUCCAAGGAGUAUCAGGAUUGUCUGGUGCUGGAGUCCAAGGAGUCCAGGCUGUGAAAAUCGCAUACGGUAUGGAAGGAGCCCAAGGAAUCGGCGGUGUUCAAUCCUGGGCAUCUCAAGUACAAGGUGGAAUCCAAGGAACUGGAAUCGUCGCUAGCGGACAACAACACGCCGGUGGUUUCCAGGGUGUCUACGCUCAACCGCAAACCGUUCAGGACCAAACUGUCACCGAAUACUUCCAGAACAAACCAAUCUCCGAAAUAAUCGGUGGUGCCAUCUCUCUUGACGGCAAACCCCUUGGUUUCCCGUUGGACAGACCUCUGACCGCCGGUGCUCUCAGCGUUCCCAACAUCUUCGUCAAGGACGUUCUCGUCUACCACGCUGGACAACCCACCAACGACAUCACUCAGUAAAUCCAGUUCCUAUUGGCGAAGCGCGCGGCAUCGCAAGAAGCCGUACGCAUUUACGACGGACUUAGUGCGCAAAAUGAUGUAACAUUAAUGUAACAAAAAAAAAAAAAAA
Osmia lignaria (orchard mason bee) is the source of this 3279-nucleotide messenger RNA. RefSeq names its product hexamerin 110 (gene Hex110). The record is from RefSeq and is a predicted model, not a curated record. Lineage: Eukaryota; Metazoa; Arthropoda; Insecta; Hymenoptera; Megachilidae.